Messenger RNA from Telopea speciosissima, 1549 nucleotides. RefSeq names its product queuine tRNA-ribosyltransferase catalytic subunit 1-like. The coding region runs from base 39 to 1382 and encodes 447 amino acids. The record is from RefSeq and is a predicted model, not a curated record. Gene Ontology annotation, molecular function: tRNA-guanosine(34) queuine transglycosylase activity. The transcript is spliced from 16 exons. Gene Ontology annotation, cellular component: cytosol. NCBI's taxonomy places the organism in Eukaryota, Viridiplantae, Streptophyta, Magnoliopsida, Proteales, Proteaceae.
GUAACAGGGAGUUGAACUUUGAACUUUCGGUCCAAUUUAUGAAGAUUGCGCGCGUUAGUUUCGCUCGGCGCAUCACAGCUACAAAACCGCCGGCGGCGAUUGAACCCUGCAGCACUGUGGUGCACAUACUCACCAGGGCAUUCUUUGCUCUGACAGGUUUAGAGAGUUCCAAAUUUGAUCCCAAAAUGGCGCUUACUUUUGAGGUACUGGGGAGAUUCAAUCGUGCUCGUGCCGCUAAACUGUCACUUCCUCACUGGGUGUGCCAGACUCCCCUAUUUAUGCCUGUAGGCACACAAGGGACAAUAAAAGGUUUAACAACAAGCCAACUUGAGGAAAUUGGUUGCCAAAUAAUACUCGGGAACACGUACCAUUUGGCACUUCGUCCAAGUUCGGAGCUUAUUGAUGAAUUAGGGGGUCUUCACAAAUUUAUGAAUUGGCAAAGAGCAUUGCUUACCGACUCUGGUGGCUUUCAGAUGGUGUCGUUGUUGCAUUUGGCUGACAUUACUGAAAAAGGAGUAACAUUUCAGUCACCUGUUGAUGGAAAACCAAUGCUUCUGACACCUGAAGAAUCAAUAGAAAUCCAAAAUAGAAUUGGAGCAGACAUCAUAAUGGCCCUCGAUGAUGUUGUGAAAACCACCAUCACUGGUCCUAGAAUUGAGGAGGCUAUGUAUCGCACUCUUCGUUGGAUAGACCGAUGUAUUGCUGCUCACAAGAGGCCCCAUGAGCAAAACCUAUUUGGGAUAGUACAAGGAGGAUUAGAUCCUGUGCUUAGGGAUAUAUGUGUUAGAGGCUUGGUUGAUCGCAAUUUACCUGGCUAUGCCAUAGGUGGUCUUUCAGGUGGUGAAGAUAAAGAUUCAUUCUGGCGUGUUGUUGCUCAGUGUACUGCUGUGUUGCCUGAGGAUAAACCACGCUAUGUUAUGGGUGUUGGAUAUCCCCUUGAUAUUGUAGUUUGCAGUGCCUUAGGGGCUGACAUGUAUGAUUGUGUUUAUCCUACACGAACUGCUCGGUUUGGCACAGCUCUUGUACCUGAGGGGGUGUUGAAAUUGAAACACAAAGCUAUGGCAGAGGAUGUUCGCCCUAUUGACCCUACAUGCGAGUGUAUGGUCUGCAAGAAUUAUACAAGAGCCUAUAUCCAUUGCCUAGUUACAAAAGAUGCUAUGGGAUCUGAGUUAUUGUCGUACCACAAUUUGUUUUAUAUGAUGAAGCUUAGCAGAGAUCUACACAUGUCAAUAAUCAAAGGAUGCUUUCCAGAGUUUGUAUGCGGGUUCCUCCAGAGAAUGUUCCCAAAAGGUGAUGUUCCAGAAUGGGUUUGCAAUGCCAUGGAGGUUGCUGGAAUUGACAUAUCUUCCUGCUGUGCCCCCUUCUCUUCAUCCCAAGAGUAAAUAGUUAUACACGUAUACUGAAAUGGAAAGAAUAGAUACAAAACAGAUUUAGCUAUUCCACAUUAUUGGAAGCUUUGAUCAUCUCGGAAGCGUCACGGUAAAGAAUUGUGAUAUAUAGAGAGCAACAAGCAGUUAUGUAGGCCCAAUCACUUCUUGAAGAGGAAUUG